This is a messenger RNA of Onthophagus taurus, 1835 nucleotides long. NCBI's taxonomy places the organism in Eukaryota, Metazoa, Arthropoda, Insecta, Coleoptera, Scarabaeidae. The record is from RefSeq and is a predicted model, not a curated record.
AUUGCCAAAAAUAAUGGAACGGUGACUUUAGCUCAUUUCGCUCGCGUUUUAGAUUUUCUUGGUAUCCUCGUUUCUGCUGAUGAUUUCACUCUUUUAGUUAAAAAGUAUUUAAAAGAUUCGUAUACGGUGAAUUAUGUAGCUUUUGUAGCAGCUGUUGAUGCGGCUGCUAAUUUUAUGGAACAACAUGGAAUGAUGGAUGUGGGGGGAGAUAUUUUGAAUCAAUUUCCUGGCCGGAUAAUCGACGCUGAGCUUCCUAAACUUCCCCGGCCUGAAAUCGGGAAGAUUUUGGCUUCAAGCAUUUUUGGGAAACAAAGCAUUUUCCAUCCGGCGUUAAAAGGACCUCGCGUUGAUGAAGACUUAAUGAUGAUCAUCAAAAGGAUUCAAAGGCACGUUUUAGAAAAUCGAUUAAGAGUCGGAGAAUAUUUUAGACAUUUCGAUGCCUUAAAUUGUGGUAAAAUAACCAUUUCGCAAUUUCAUCGUGGAUUGGAUGCUUUAGGAAUCAGCGGGAUUCAGCGAUUAUUUUUGUCUUUGCCUGAAAUUCAAUCGGUUAUGAUUCAAUAUAGGGAUCCAAUCGAUCCGAUGAGGGUUUGUUGGAAAACUUUUGAGAGCGACAUCGAGCAAGUUUUUACAGUUAGGGAAUUAGAAAAGUUUCCUUGUCUUUGCGUCGAAAGCCCGCCAAGAGAAAUUGAAGAAAUGCCUAAAAAAGGGGCUGAAAUUUGGAACAACGUUAAAGGAGGAUUGCGAGAUCUUUGCGAAGAAGCCGUCGAAAAGGUGAAACAAAAAGUUAUGAGGCGAAGAAUUUUAUUAAAACCCAUAUUUAGGGAUUGCGACAAGCAUAACAACGGACAUUGUUCUCGCGGUCAAAUGCGUCAAUGCAUCCUUUCAAAUGGAAUUUUACUCUCCGAUGAAGAAGUUUACGCUUUGGAAGCGCGUUACAACGACGAUAUGGGUUUUAAUUAUUAUUGGUUUAUGACAGAAAUUGAACCAAAACCCUACGAAGGUCCCUUAUACACCGGUUUCUUAGCCGAAAUGAGAAAACUUAACGCCCCGCGUAAACCACCACCACCAAAUCGAAACGAAAAAGACAUCGUGUUAAUAUUGGCUAAAAUAAAAGGAAAAGUGGUUCGAGAACGAAUCCGUGUCAUAGAAUUUUUAAGAGAUUUCGAUCGUUGUAAUCAAUUGUUAAUUAAAAGGGCCGAUUUUAAACGUGGCUUAGAUUGUUGUCGUUUCGAAUUGACUGAAACUGAAAUUGAAACGUUAAUGGAUGUAUUUUCUUCACCGUUAAGGAAGGAGUGUGUUGAUUAUCUUCGAUUUUGUGAAGCUGUUGAAGAAGCUUUUACUCAAUCGUGUUUGGAAAGGGCACCUUUGAUAGUUCCUUUGCAGCAUAUUCCUGUUAAAGAUUGCGACAGGAACUUCUUAAACUUUGAUGAGAGAUUAAUAUUAUCGAAAGCUAUGCAAAAAUUGUCGAAGAAACCCGAUUUGCAGAUGAAUUUGCUCUCUAUAUUCCAGGAUUAUGAUAGGACAAAUUGCGGUACAGUAUCUCAGUGUCACUUCUUGAAAGCGCUUUCGAUCAGAGGAAUGUACAAUUUGAUAUCGCGCACUGAAUUCGAUAUGAUUUGCAAGUGCUUCAGUUACGAACGAGGGAUGCGAGAUGAAGUGGAUUAUCGGGCUUUUAUAAAAGCCUUAGAUGUCCUUUACGCUACCGACAAGUACAAUCCGUUUUGAUUCUAAUUAAUAAAAAAGAUAAUAAAAAUAAUGAAAAAUGAGAUGUUCAUCUACGAGUGUAUUUCAAAUUUUUUUUCUGUUGGAAGUUUAAUAAAAAGAUUUAGAGUUUA